UGUGCAGAUAUCAGUAAUCUGAUAAUUUGGGUGUCACGAUGGAAUUAACAGCCUGCCACAGAAUGAAGAAGGGUGAGCUAGCGCCACUGGAGCGGCAGUCGAAAGUCAGAGAGCAUGAGGAGGGGGAGGAGGAGGAGGAGGAGGUGUACUGCAUCUGCCGCUCAGCCGACAGCACUCGCUUCAUGAUUGCCUGCGACAAUUGCGAGGAGUGGUACCACGGCGACUGCAUAUCCGUCACCGAGCGCGAGGCCAAGCACAUCAAGCGCUUCUACUGCCACCGCUGUCGUAAGCGGGAUCCCGAGCUGAAGAUCCGCUACAAAGACAAGAGCCGCGGCAGCCGACACGGCGACGAGCGCGGCGAGAAGACGGAGCGCAGCGAGAAGAGCGACAGGAGCGAGAAGGCUGAAAGAAGUGAAAAGGCCGACAAGAGCGAAAAGGUCGACAAGAGCGAGAAGACGGACAAGAGCGAGAAGGCCGACCGGGGCGAGAAGCGCGAGCUGUCAGAUGACGAGGACGAGGCGGACGGAUCGGGCAAGCAGUGCUACGGGCCGCAGUGUGUCAAGCCAGCCGGCAGGGAAGCCGCUACUUGCUCCGAUCAGUGCGGUCUUAACCUGGCCAGGAACAGGAUCUUCCAGGUGCUGCCUCAGCGCACAGAGUGGAACAUGACACGCUGCGUGGCCGAGGACCGCAACAUGCGCACCCUUGGAGCGCAUCCGGCGCGAGCAGCUGGAGGCGCAGACGCAGCUGGAGCGGCUGACGGCGCUCGCACCACGAGCUGGGACCGUGUGGUGGACCGCGGUCGGCGCGGCACGGUCGACCCCUCGGCGCUGGAGGACGACACCGAGGAGAGCAGCAACAGCGUCCACUGCGUCACGUGUGGCCACGAGGUGGCCACCAGGAACGCCGUGCGCCACAUGGAGAAGUGCUUCGGCAAGUACGAGAGUCAGACGUCGUUCGGCUCGCUCUACCAGACGCGCGUGGAGGGGUUCAACAUGUUCUGGCGACUUCUAACAACGCGGGCCAACAGGACGUACUGCAAGCGGCUGCGCGUGCUAUGCCCCGAGCACAGCAAGAACCCGAAGGUGUCUGAUGACGAGGUGUGCGGCUGCCCCCUGGUGGCGGACGUCUUCACGUCCAAUGCCAGUUUCUGCCGCGCCCCGAAGAAGAAGUGCCUAAAACACUUCAGCUGGGAGAAGCUGCGCCGCGCCGAGCUCGACAUGGAGCGGGUUCGCUGGGCGAUGAAGAUGGACGAGCUGCUGGAACAGGAGCGGCAGUGCCGGCAGAGCAUGGCCAACAGGGCCGGCGUGCUGGCGCUGAUGCUGCACUCCAUCGACCACGACGUCAUGGAGAAGGUGCAGAGCCAGCAGAAGAAGAUGGCCAGCAAGGUGAAGGUCAAGGUGUCCUAGAGUCAUGCCAGGGAGGUGACUGUUCCGCGUGCAGGGUGGUCAGGGGGGUUGGCCCACCAGUGGGACACCUUCGGUGUUAGCAGGAUUGCAGCCGCGCUGAGGUGGCUGGCCGCCACAUGAUAUCUCGGGUUAACCUGAGCUGGCUUGGGCUGCCCAACAACCGCGGCAGCCAUACUGUGUGGGCUCGAGGUGUCCUAAAGAUCGGAACUGUAGUGCUCCAAGUCCCCCCAGAUGAGCGUGUCCCCCUCAAGAGGUCCAACUGAAUGCUAUGCCGCGAAAGGUGGCCUUGAUCAAGAAUAAGGUGGGUCCGAUCGAAGGGGAUUAGUCCAAUGUAG
Messenger RNA from Pollicipes pollicipes, 1741 nucleotides. Its product is annotated as CXXC-type zinc finger protein 1-like. Gene Ontology annotation, biological process: positive regulation of DNA-templated transcription. The record is from RefSeq and is a predicted model, not a curated record. NCBI's taxonomy places the organism in Eukaryota, Metazoa, Arthropoda, Thecostraca, Pollicipedomorpha, Pollicipedidae. Gene Ontology annotation, cellular component: Set1C/COMPASS complex.